Messenger RNA from Brettanomyces nanus, 1212 nucleotides. RefSeq lists its product as uncharacterized. Gene Ontology annotation, molecular function: histone binding; histone H4 acetyltransferase activity. The record is from RefSeq and is a predicted model, not a curated record. NCBI's taxonomy places the organism in Eukaryota, Fungi, Ascomycota, Pichiomycetes, Pichiales, Pichiaceae. Bases 1 to 1212 code for a protein of 403 amino acids. The transcript has a single exon. Gene Ontology annotation, cellular component: nucleus. Gene Ontology annotation, biological process: subtelomeric heterochromatin formation.
AUGUUUGUUUCGCUGGCAGAACCUCAGGGUGCGUUCACUUUCAAGCCGAAGUUUACUUACCCUAUUUUUGGUGAAGCUGAGCAGAUCUUCGGUUAUAAGGAUCUACGAAUUGACUUAGCCUUUGAUUGUAAAUCAUUAAAGCCGUUUUUGAACUAUAAAUUUUCGGAUAAACUUUCAUCGGAAGCUAAAGAUAUUAACAAAGAGAUCUUGCCGUUUCUUCCUGACAAGGGAAAGGAUGCAGUGCUAAAGAACGAGCUGGAAUGGCUAGCUGCCAUCGAUAAGGAAGAUUUUCAGAUCCCAGGAGAAUGCGUCAGUGAAUAUUGUUUGCCAAUUGACACGAAAAACGUGUAUAGAAUCUACAAGUUUAGGCCUUUCAACGAUAUAAAUGGAUUAUGGUUACAUAGACGGAUGCAGAUCUUUGUGCUUCUGUUCAUUGAAGCAGGUUCCUAUAUUGAUGAGACAGAUCCGGUGUGGGAGGUGUAUUGUAUCUACAAGUGUCCUAAGGAUGGAUCGAAGGAGACUUUUGUUGGUUUCACCACUACGUAUGGUUAUUGGAAGUAUCCAGGACAUAAGUUAUACGAUGCUAGUGAUGAUAAGAUACAAAGGAGGUACAGGAAGAAAAUUUCGCAGUUCAUAGUACUUCCUCCUUUCCAAGGAAAGCAUCAUGGUCAGAAUCUAUAUAAGGCCGUUGUUGAUGAGUGGUUGAGGGAUCCAUCUGUAGAGGAAAUCACAGUGGAGGAUCCUAGCGAAGAAUUUGACGACCUUAGAGAUCGAUGCGACAUGGAAAGGUUAUUGUUUGAAAGAAGUUUUAUGAAAGAUUUGAAGAAAUUACCUAUAAGUAACGAAUGGAUGGGGGAGAAACGAAAACAAGAGAAAAUGGUGCCUAGGCAGUUCGAUAGAUGUGUAGAGAUGGGACUGGUGUACUUGAAGCAGCAGAAGCAGCAGAAGCAGCAGAUUGAGAAUUUCAGUGAGAAGGAGAUAAGAUUAUUUGUGAAAAAGAGAUUGUUUCAGAAGAACAGGGACGCGUUGGCAGAGUUGGAAAAGGCUGAUAUGAGAGAUAAAUUACAGACGGCGUAUCAGAGAAUAAGGGAUGAUUACGUAAGAAUAUUGAGUCGCGUACGCGAGGUCAAGAAGGAGAAUAAGAGGAGAGUGGAUGAAUAUGGUGAUGAUGGGUUGGCUACUAAGAAGAGAGUUAAGAUGGAGAACAAUUAA